AUGGCUCGACGAGACGGUAAAUCACAGCAGUUUCCCAAGGUUCGUGAAGAUAUCGAGGACGAAAUCCUCGAAGCGUACGCUGAGCAUACGGAUGGAGACGACUUCCACCUCAAAACUCUCCCAAAUUUUUUUCAUGAGCUCAGCAUUCCAAGUUGCUAUUUCACCGAUAUUUCAGAAUGCAUUGAAUACUACUAUUCCCACAUUGAUGGUCGAGGAAUCGACGUAGGGAACACCAACGAGUGGAUCACGUACCAAAUGCUCAUUGCGUAUACGUUGACCAUAUCCUCAAAUCCAGACCAGCUACUCGAUGUGGUAGACAUCGAUAAACUCAUACGAAACACAAGCACUCUUAUCAAGUUCCGUAACAACCAUUCGCACAUUCUAGCCAGCUGGAAACUAUUUGUAGAAGUUGGAGCUCCUGGCUCAAAUCCUGAAACUUUUCGGUUGACUCUUCCUCAUCUUCAGGCUAUCAAAGAACAUAUGAACUUGGACCUGGGGCUGCAUGGACCUCUUGGAGACUCGUUCUUGAUCAGUAUGUUGAGCUGCUGCUCUACAAAAGAAGACGGGAGCCCCACAAGCUUUUACUUGGACAAACCCAAAUCUGGCACCAGUAUAACCAUUCGAGACUUCGCCGAGAUCCUCGGAAACUUGGGAGAGUUCGACUAG
Molecule: messenger RNA, 666 nt
Organism: Meyerozyma guilliermondii ATCC 6260
Lineage: Eukaryota; Fungi; Ascomycota; Pichiomycetes; Serinales; Debaryomycetaceae
Exons: 1
Coding region: 1-666 (221 amino acids)
Source: RefSeq, a predicted model, not a curated record